UCUUCGCAUCAGCCUCCAGCUCAUCUGGCGCUCGCUCUCGCACCCCCUCCCCCUCCGUAGUUUCUCACUUCUCUCUGCUCCUCUCGGCAGAGUGAUACUUCUCCUUCUGUCGCGUCUCUUUCUUCGCCCUCCUCACUUUUUUUCUCCCCCCUCCUGAUCCUCAUCUCCAGUCCACCAUGGUGAACAGAUAACCGCCUGGCCGUCCUGAGACCAUGGGUGCCUGCCUCUGCAAAGGUCAUAAAGAACUUCACCUCGCUCUAUCAUCGCUGCACCAGACCGAGGAAGGUCAGUCAUCUUCUGCCAAGGACGGGCAGAAUCCUUCCAACGGCAACGUAGCUGACAAAACAAACCGGUAUGACAUUGGCGAGCUGGCCACAUCCUCUUUGAUAGGCCUGGUGGCCACGAUCAAGGAGCACAUCACUAAGCCCACGGCGAUGGCCCAGGGGCGAGUGGCUCACCUGAUUGAGUGGAAAGGUUGGGGUGGAUGCGGUGAGGGCGGGGGUGGCAGGGCCUGGGGUAAAGGGGCCGGGGGCUGGGGGGCCAUGGGGGCCGAGCUGCAAGAGGAUGAGCAAUUCUACUCCCAGAUGACGGACGAGAUCAAGGAAGCCCGCUUCGCUGCAGGCGUAGCUGAGCAGUUUGCUCUGGCUGAGGCCGCCAUGAACAUGUGGUCCACGGGAGACGCCUUAGAGCAGCCGUCCACCAGCUUACAAGCAGCUCAGAGACACUUCCUGUCUCAGUUCCUGCUUGACGGUGGGAGCGUCGGCGUCCCCCAGCAUUUGUACAGCAUUCACACGCAGCCGUACGGCAACCACAGCAACGCCGGCCUGGUCCCCCCGCCGCCGGUCAACGCUAACUCCCUGGCACCCGGCGUCCAGCAGGACGGAGGUCGUUCCUGCGAGGACAGACUCACUGCAGGAGCCGCCGUGAGACACGUAGACAGCAGCUCGCUGUCCGAGGAUGACGUUUUCUACAACUGAGCUUCAAAAAAAGAAAAACUAAGUAAAAUAAGACUCACUGAGAGCACUUGAGUGUCAGACUCCAGCGAGGACUGCAGAUGUCUGAGGCCCCUUCGAGAGGAAACUCUUCAAAAUGCUUUCAUUUAAGACCCCCGACCUUCAGACGCAAACACUCCACAAAGUAUUUUCUCUUUGCUUUAGGCACAAAUGUUUGUUAAUGUACAUAGUUUCACUGUGACACUUUAGUUUUUUAUU
Molecule: messenger RNA, 1211 nt
Organism: Cololabis saira (Pacific saury)
Lineage: Eukaryota; Metazoa; Chordata; Actinopteri; Beloniformes; Belonidae
Gene: fam131c
Product: family with sequence similarity 131 member C
Exons: 6
Coding region: 213-977 (254 amino acids)
Source: RefSeq, a predicted model, not a curated record